Molecule: messenger RNA, 467 nt
Organism: Chrysoperla carnea
Lineage: Eukaryota; Metazoa; Arthropoda; Insecta; Neuroptera; Chrysopidae
Exons: 2
Coding region: 66-467 (133 amino acids)
Biological process (GO): proteasome assembly
Source: RefSeq, a predicted model, not a curated record
AAUCAAUCCUUAGGGAUCUCUUCCUUGGUAGAGUUUAUCAUGCGGGUGCCUUUCCUGGUUUAAAAAUGGUCCAACAAUUAGAAACAUUUAAAGAACCGCUGAGCAUGAAAAAAGUAGAAUCCAAAUUGAAGAUAUCUUCGUUUAAAAUUCAUAUACAACAAAUUACAACGAAAUUAAAUGUAAUUAAAAUGAAAAACUCAAUACUUAUAUGGAUUGGUGAUGCUAGCUUACCCGCGUUUAACGAUUUAUCUUUAAGUAUCCAAAAUAGGUAUGAUAAUACAAUUUUGAAGACAAGUAUUUUAGGAAAAAAUGAUGAAUCAUUAAAUUUGGCUGCUAGAUUAUGUAAAAAACUAAAUAAACAAGUAUAUGUGAGUUUAAAUGUUUUUAAUGAAAUUGGCAUGCCGAUUAUUUUAGCUGUAGAAAAAAUGUUGUAUGAAAUAAUAAAAAAUAAUCCUGAUUGUUUUUAA